UAUGAAUGAGCGUUGAGGUCGGUGAUUAUAUGUUACAUCGGCCUGCCAUACUUGAAUGCCCUCGUGCUCGCGGAAGUACUGACGUGUUCACACGAGAAGUGGCUAGUGUAGCUAGCUAGGUAGAGCCGGGUAGUGACUCAGAGGCCAUAUCAGGAUGUCAGAAGGGGACAGUGUUGGAGAAUCAAUCCAUGGGAAACCAUCUGUAGUUGCUGCCUUUUUCACUGGGGUUGGAACGGUCUAUCAGACAUGGCUUGACAAGUCAACACCCUUCUAUGUGGUGCGAUGGGCGCUCACUCUACUACUUACUGCAAUCUACAUGAUCAGAGUGUACAUACUACAGGGGUGGUAUAUAGUAACUUACGCUUUGGGAAUCUACCACCUCAACCUGUUCAUUGCAUUUCUGUCGCCAAAAGUGGAUCCUUCUUUACUUGAUGAAGAUGAGGGCCCAUCCCUUCCGACCAAGCAGAACGAGGAGUUUCGCCCUUUCAUCAGGAGGUUGCCUGAAUUUAAAUUCUGGCACUCUGCAACAAAAGGCAUCGUCAUCGCCAUGAUUUGCACGUUUUUCGAUGCCUUCAAUGUUCCAGUGUUCUGGCCAAUACUCGUAAUGUACUUCAUCAUGCUGUUUUGCAUCACCAUGAAGAGGCAGAUUAAGCAUAUGAUCAAGUACAGAUACCUACCCUUCACACACGGGAAGAGGACAUAUAAAGGCAAGGAAGACACAGGGAAAACUUUUGCUAGUUAAAAACUCCAACUUACCCUUCGCCUCAGUCUCAUUUGAAACGCAGUCAUCACAGCUAGAAGGGAGUGAUGAAGAUUAGAGAUUAUUUUUUUUCGGUUUUUUUGUAAGCUGGACAGUAACAUUGAAACAAAACAAUAAAAAAUCUUAAGCUUGGAUCCGUAAUUGACAGUGUUGGAUGAAGUUAUCAGCAACACGGAUCAAAAAUAGUCACUUGCCCAAAAUUUCUUUUGUUAAAAAAAAUGUUUUUUUUAAGCAGUAGUUAAAACUUAGUUCUGCAUUUUGACCCGAUCAGAUGAAUAAAUAUUCAUCAAGUAGAAGCUAAACUAAAUUGACAUUACAGUAAUUUUUCAAAAUUGUGGAUCUUUCAGUGCCGCAUUAUCUCCCCAUCUUAGUCUAACAACUUUUAAUUCAUAUGUUGUCCCUACUUAUUUGUAACACAUUCAGUGGUAUAUUAUUAAUCAGUUAAGUUUGUUUGCAAAAGAAUGUGAUUAGGUAUGAAAUUUGAUUUAAAAGAAAUCUUAUUGAUAAAUGUUCUGGAUCUCAGUAUCUGCUGCUCUAAGUGUGUUGGACAAAUACUAAAUGAAGUUGCCUAGAAGUUUUUAGUGACACUUCAUCUGAAUAUGCAUUCAUGAUGGGCAGAAAAAAGAUAAAUGUGUGAAUGUCUCGCUUAAAAUUAAUUCAGUGUGAUUUCAGAGUGGCUGUUUUGGUUUGGUACAUGCUUUUUUUUUCAUUUUUAUUAUAAUUUAACUGUUGCAUAGGCUAAGUAUUUAGAUAUAUUUUACUCAUUUUCAGACAGCCCACUCAACAUUUAUGAAUGCAUAUCUCAAGGAUGGUGUUACUGAUCUUUAUUCUCCUGUAGUCUGCUACCGUAAACCUGCUCAUAUUUGUUUCUGUUUGCAACAUUAAGCCUCAAAUGGGAAAUACCAGAAAUUUGCAGAGUGUCAGACUUAUUCCGUAUAAUGAUAUUCCAAACCAUUUUUUUCUCCAAUGUGCACAACCAUUAUCAGUUUCUAUAGCACAUCAUCUGUCUGAGUUAAAAUUGAAGUAAACAAUUUCCGAAAGGCAUUUUCUCUUUGGAGCAUUUUCCCAUGUGUUCCAAAAAUGGAGUUUGACUUAGAUUUCGUAGACUAGCCGUUGUUGUCCUUUAUGAUCUGCGUUUACCUUAGGAAAAAAAAAAAGCUACAGUCAUUCCAAGCAAACUGUUGUUCUCUUUCUUUUGCAGAGGAAACAUAGGACAACUGAUUGACACCCUUUAUUAAAACAAAUGGAUGAAGUUGGUGGCGAUCAUACAUUUUUCUAUGAACCUUUUGAUUUUUUUUCCUUUCCUAACAAAGUGCUGAGAAUUUGUCAAUACUAAACUGAUCUACACUGUAUGUAGUAAGGGAUCAAAAGAUUUUCCUGUAAAAAAAAAAGUUUGUGUUUCAAAGGGUUGUCUGGAUUUGUGUAUAUACAGUAUAUAUAUAUUUUAAAAUAUAAUUUUUGUUUUGAAAUCUUUUCUUUUUCAUUCAUCCACCUUGUUAUUUCCCCGUAUGAAAAUCUGUUUCACCUAAAACUGAUGAAAGACAAACUGGUUAAUUGGGUUUCUGAGCUGAAUUUAAUGUUUUUCAUGGAUUGCAUGUUAUUUUCUUGUGCUACAGUAAAAAAAAAAACAACAACUUGAUUUUAAAAAUGGAAGUGUAAUUUUUUUUUCCACUCCAAAUGCUAUUAAAGAGGCUGUGUCCCUUCGGAACAGUACAAAAGUG
Xiphophorus couchianus (Monterrey platyfish) is the source of this 2481-nucleotide messenger RNA. It is a transcript of the gene rer1, whose product is annotated as retention in endoplasmic reticulum sorting receptor 1. Lineage: Eukaryota; Metazoa; Chordata; Actinopteri; Cyprinodontiformes; Poeciliidae. The transcript has 7 exons. The record is from RefSeq and is a predicted model, not a curated record. The coding region runs from base 155 to 742 and encodes 195 amino acids. Gene Ontology annotation, biological process: retrograde vesicle-mediated transport, Golgi to endoplasmic reticulum; protein retention in ER lumen. Gene Ontology annotation, cellular component: Golgi membrane.